AUUGGAAAAUGAAUGUACUUCUGGUGUACCAAAACCCAUUACACAGUCGGUGUCUCUCGAGCCAGUAUUGCGAAACGGGAGUGCAAGUGUGCGCUCCAGUAAAGGACUGUUUUCGUCGGAGCAACGAGUUGACUCCGUGCGUUCUGUGUGCUGGGCCAGGACAGGGACGAAGCCAGGCGCGCGUGUGUGAGGAGAACAUGGGUCAUCACAACAGUUGACUUUAUCCCGAUCUUCCUCCGCAUUAUGGGACCGUAGGAACGCAGUCUGUGUGAUUUCCUUAGGUUAUUUGAUCGUUUUUGAUUCUGGGAAACUUUGGCCAGCCAUUGAAAUGGAGAUGUUAACUUUCAUGUUCGCGAGCCUUUCCCUCCUGAAUAUCAGGGGCAACAUUUUCACCAGGGCCGAGCUGAGUGACAUUGGGGACUAUGUAGGUUCAGACAUACAAAUAUCCUGGUUGCCUAAUCUGGAUGAGUUAAUGAAGGGCUAUGCACGAAAUUUUCGCCCUGGGAUAGGAGGCCCACCCGUGAAUGUUGCCAUGGCUAUUGAAGUAGCCAGUAUUGACCACAUCUCUGAAGCCAACAUGGAGUACACCAUGACCAUUUUCCUGCGGCAGAGCUGGCGGGACGACCGCCUGUCCUACAACCACACCAACAAGACCCUGGGGCUGGACAGCCGCUUCGUGGAUAAACUCUGGCUGCCCGACACCUUCAUUGUCAACGCCAAGUCCGCCUGGUUCCACGACGUCACUGUGGAGAACAAGCUGAUUCGCCUGCAGCCCGAUGGGGUCAUCCUUUACAGCAGCCGGAUCACCUCGACUGUGGCGUGUGACAUGGAUCUGACCAAGUACCCCAUGGAUGAGCAGGAGUGUAUGCUGGACUUAGAAAGCUACGGCUACUCCUCAGAGGAUAUUGUGUACCACUGGUCUGAGAGUCAAAUACACAUCCACGGACUGGACAAACUGGAGCUCUCCCAGUUCACCAUCAUCGACUACAAAUUUGUCACGGAAACUAUGAACUUCAAAUCCGCCGGACGUUUCCCGCGGCUCAGCCUUCGCUUCCAGCUGAGACGUAACCGAGGCGUCUACAUCAUCCAGUCCUACAUGCCCUCCAUCCUAUUGGUCGCCAUGUCCUGGGUGUCCUUCUGGAUAAGCCAAACAGCAGUCCCGGCUCGUGUAUCCCUGGGGAUCACCACUGUGCUCACCAUGACCACUCUGAUGGUGAGCGCCCGCUCAUCUCUCCCUCGAGCCUCCGCCAUCAAAGCGCUGGAUGUCUACUUCUGGAUCUGCUACGUGUUUGUGUUCGCAGCGCUCAUCGAGUACGCUUUCGCUCACUACAACGCCGACUACAGGCUCAAAGAGAAAGCCAAGAGCAAGGCCAACAAGAUGAGCUCCGAGUCCAUCGUGAAAAAUGGGAAGCAGGCCAUGGUGCUCUUUUCCUUGUCUGUGGCCGGAAUGAACCAGGGCCUGAUGGUCUCCAGCCGCCGUCCGCAGCAUUCCGGUGCCGAUACCCCCGGCGAGGAGGACGUGGAGCACAGGAGGGGGUGGGGGGCUAGAGCGUCAGAAGAGAGAGAACAGGAGAAGAAGUGCUGUAGUUGCUGUUCCAAGUGCUGUUGCGAUUGCAAGCCACUCCAAGCCGACACCAUAGAUGUCUAUGCCAGGGCCGUGUUCCCAGCCACCUUCGCCAUCGUCAAUGUGAUCUACUGGGUGGCAUACACAAUGUGAGUUGGGAGGACUAAAGACAGACAGGCGAUACCGCCAAGGACGGGUGUACUGUACAUAGAGGAAAAACGUGGCACUUUGAAUUCAGUGAUUUAUAUAGGGACACCGAUGUAAACAAGGCUUCCUUAAGAAAAACUGGAUUCAUGUAUAAUAUGGUGAAGUAAGGACCUGGUAAAUAGCAGAUAAAGUACAGUAGAUGGACAAACGAAAUCAGAUCAGGUAUAUGGACAUGUUCUGAAGUACAAUUAAGUUACGUACAAUGGAGUCUUAAGUGGUCGCCGAUGUCUUAUCCUGAGUGAGGCUCACUGUAUGAUAGCCCAGCUACUGACUUUUAUCCCCAAAACCCUCCACUAUCCACCCUACCCCUACUGCCCCAAUCCCCUUAAAUACUGAUCGCUACCCACAAAGCCACAGCAAUGGACUGCCGUUCAGCUAUGUCCUAUUACCGUACAUGUAUGAACUCUGCUCACACCAGCAACAUACACAGCAAGCUAAUGUCUCAUUGCUGAAAACAAAUGGGCACAACAAUUGCUAUUCGCUUAACUCACAAACAUAUCUGAUGAUGGACUAACUGUUAAAAAAAAGAAACUGUCCAAACUUCAUGAUGAUGAGAUGAGGUGUAGUCUAUUAUUCUGCAUGGCUGAUGCUCCCCCCCACCCCCUUCACCGUCCCACCUCCCUCCCCCACUCCUUUUUUCCCUGCAGUUUUUCCACUCCAGUUUGAUUUGGGCUGCAGAGCAUCUUAUCUCCUCUUGCCAGGUCUUCCUGUUUACUGAUUAUUAUUAUUAUUAUGAUUAUUAAAGGACUUCCUCCACUACCUGGGUAUCUCCAAGCUGGAAAUCUUCACUUUAGAGUUUUAAUGCCUCUGUUUAAAGUUUCGGAACAGUUGUUUAUCAUGAUUGUCUCUAGAACAUCUACAAUCACAUGUACUGUAGGACUGAUAAAAUGUUUCUCCAAAUUCCAAUGUUAAGUAACUUUGUGGGCAUUAUGGUAUAUGAUGAAUUCCUUAACAGCAUUAAAAUGAUGGCUUCCA
Coregonus clupeaformis (lake whitefish) is the source of this 2746-nucleotide messenger RNA. Its product is annotated as gamma-aminobutyric acid receptor subunit delta-like. Gene Ontology annotation, cellular component: membrane; GABA-A receptor complex; synapse. The record is from RefSeq and is a predicted model, not a curated record. Lineage: Eukaryota; Metazoa; Chordata; Actinopteri; Salmoniformes; Salmonidae. Gene Ontology annotation, biological process: regulation of membrane potential; signal transduction; monoatomic ion transmembrane transport. Gene Ontology annotation, molecular function: GABA-A receptor activity; neurotransmitter receptor activity; extracellular ligand-gated monoatomic ion channel activity. The transcript is spliced from 9 exons. The coding region runs from base 329 to 1717 and encodes 462 amino acids.